UGCUUUGCGCUUCUUUACAACUCAGCAGUCAGCACGUCUGCCCGCCCAGUUGUCAUGGCUGCCUCCGCUGUGAAGCUGGUUCGUAGCCUGUGCUGGCGCCGUAUCUGCGAGAUAAGAUCUGUGCAAGAGAAGGGAGCAGCAGCCAAGCUUUACCUGGUGCGUCUUUCCACUGGUUCACACUGAAGGAAGAAACCAACCAACUCCAGCUGCUAACCUGCUUUUAACUGACUGCUAACCCGCUGCAGCCUACUUGACUGACGUUACUACUAACCUGCUGUGGUGCGUGCUAGCAGGCAAGUGAAUCCUGUUUCCAUUCCAUCAGUUCACCUGCACAUGACUGCAGCCGCCAUGCAAGUUGCCCAGAAAGAGUUUGAGAAGGCUCAAGAGCAACUGAAACUGUUGAAAAAUGAUCCUGGGAAUGAAGCGAAGCUGAAGCUCUAUGCUUUGUUUAAACAGGCUACUGAGGGUCCCUGCAAUUCUCCAAAGCCAGGUAUGCUGGACUUUGUCAAGAAAGCCAAAUGGGAUGCAUGGAAUUCUCUUGGCAAUUUGUCUCAGGACAACGCUAGACAAGAAUAUGCUAAACUUGUCUCAAGUUUGGUCUCGGCAGAAUCUGCUGUCCAGAAAAAAGCUGCUUCUCCAGAAGAGGGCGGUGAUGGUCGCUAUGAAACCUUAAUAGUUACCACCGAGAACAAAAUUACAAAGAUAAUGUUUAACCGACCUGACAAGAAAAAUGCUAUCAGUCAUAAGAUGUACAGAGAAAUUAUCAAUGCACUUCAAGAAGCUGCCAAAAAUGAUUGUACCUUUGCAGUUAUUACUGGAAAUGGAGAAUACUAUACAAGUGGAAAUGAUCUGAAUAAUUUUUCUAAUAUCCAACCCAGUGAAAUGAAAAAGGCGGCAAAAGAUGGAGCAGAAUUACUCAAAGAGUUUGUGGGCAGUUUUAUCGAUUUCCCUAAACCAUUGGUUGCGGUGGUGAACGGCCCAGCUAUUGGAAUCUCUGUAACGCUCCUUGGAUUGUUUGAUUUAGUUUACGCUUCUGACAAGGCUACAUUUCACACCCCGUUUAGCCAACUCGGUCAGAGUCCAGAAGGAUGUGCCUCUUAUGUGUUUCCAAAAAUCAUGGGUGCAGCCAAGGCAAGCGAGAUGUUGCUUUUCAACAAAAAGCUGACUGCAGCCGAAGCCUGUGCUCUGGGACUCGUGAAUGAAGUUUUCCCUGACAGUACCUUCCAGAAGGAAGUCUGGGCAAGGCUAAAAGCUUAUGCAAGUCUACCCAAAAAUUCUUUGGCACUGUCAAAGCAACUGGUACGAAGUACGGAAAAGGAGAAGCUCCAUGCUGUCAACAGUCGAGAGUGUGAAUUACUCACAGAGAGGUGGUUAUCUGAUGAAUGCCUAAAUGCUCUUGUCUCCUUCUUUCAGAGGAAAUCAAAAAUGUAAUCUUUAUCAGCAGAGCAGUUAAUGUUCUGGAAACAGCAUUUCACCAAUUCACCUUCUGGCAAUAGUUUUGUCUGCCCCUAUCCUUAGUAAGCUUUCUCUGCAAAUAAUCGUUCUUUUACCUUUUGAUGCACUAUGUUUCUAUACAGAGUACUGGGUUAAAACUGUUCCAUGAAAUCAAUGCUGUUAUGUGCCUUGGAUCCAUUAUGGAUAUUUAGAUUAGGGGAAAAGGUUCAUAAUCCUGUAGGUGUUUCUGAAUAAUACUAAAGUAGAUUGUCACUUGAAAGAAGCAGCAGAUUCAAUAGCACUGUAUUUUGACAGCUUUUCAAUGUCUUAUGAGUGAUUUUAUAUUUUCUUCUUUUCAUCUGUGGGGGAGAAAAUCCUGUAUUAAUGAAAAAUAAAUAUAACUAUUUAAUUAAUCUUGUGCUGAUUAUUACUACCACUAAUAAAACAUCCUCAGGGAGAGGGGAAGUAAUUCCUGGAAGUAUAUUAAUGAAAUACUCUUAUUACAAAAGUAUUUACUUGUGAGAACAUGAAAUAAAUCUGGCAGGAACUGUGGGCAUCUUCA
Molecule: messenger RNA, 1996 nt
Organism: Coturnix japonica (Japanese quail)
Lineage: Eukaryota; Metazoa; Chordata; Aves; Galliformes; Phasianidae
Gene: ECI2
Product: enoyl-CoA delta isomerase 2
Cellular component (GO): peroxisome; mitochondrion
Molecular function (GO): fatty-acyl-CoA binding; delta(3)-delta(2)-enoyl-CoA isomerase activity
Source: RefSeq, a predicted model, not a curated record